This is a messenger RNA of Podospora anserina S mat+, 1608 nucleotides long. RefSeq lists its product as uncharacterized. The coding region runs from base 1 to 1608 and encodes 535 amino acids. NCBI's taxonomy places the organism in Eukaryota, Fungi, Ascomycota, Sordariomycetes, Sordariales, Podosporaceae. The record is from RefSeq and is a predicted model, not a curated record. The transcript has a single exon.
AUGGCACGCCAGAGAAGAUGGCCGCCAGAUAUGUUGUUGGGGUUGUUCGUCUGCUCAAUAGCAUUCCUCUGCGAUGGCGCCGCCACUCGAACAUCAUCCUCGAACGACGUCGAACAGAACUCAAACGCAAUACAUGUUUUGCCACAACCUCGACCACAGACCUUGACCCGUAGACGUCAAGAUGGUCACGCUCAGGUCAACCACAUGUCGAGGACAUCAACAACAAUAGCACCGACACCAACGAAACCAUCUCAGCGGAUUGUGUCAACCACAUCAACAGCCUACUAUACAGUCACCGUCACUGCGAGCCCGACUCCCCGAAAGCGCAACUUUGUCGACAUCAGUGAGCUUCUUGAGUCAAUAGACUCGCUACAAGAAGCACUCGCUUCGGCAACAGCCAGCGCAGUGUCUCUGUCACGAGAAUUUGCGGUUUCCAUAAACCAACUGGAAUCUUCAACCCAGUAUCUUGCCGCAUCGGCAUCGAGUGCGCUGUUGGUUGCGGAAGCAUCAGCCUCGAAAGCGCUGGCGGCAGCUGAGGCUUCUGCUGCCAAGGCGCUCUCUGCCGUGGAAGAAUCAGCUGCUAGUAGCAUCAGCGAGGUGUUAGCAGUGGCCACCUCGACAAUCCCAAGGACAAGCAAUGAUACCUAUCGGGUAAGGCUUUGCAGUCCCUUGGAUAUUCUUGUAGUAAUGCUAACAGUGAGACAGACACAAGUAGACAAUGGAGAUGAGUCCAGUGUGUCUCCAGCUAUUGUCGGCAUUGCUGUCGCGGUCUCGGUGGUUGGUUCGUCACUUAUAUCUCUGCUCGUGUUCUUUUUCUUCACGCGACGUCGCAAAGCUAAGCAACGUGCGCAAGAGGAAGAAAAUGAAAUGAAUGCUGCCCUCGACCGAGCCAUUGUUUCCUACAUUGUCAAGGAGCUACCAAGCCCUCAGGGGUCGACAGGUCAACAAACCGGGCAACGACAAUUUUGGAUUGAAGACAAGGAGGAAGGCGAUGCAGGAAACUCUUUCGCGCCAAGUCCACCCGGACCUACUGAGCCGACCCCAACAGGUCCCUCAGACUUGCACCAUGUGGAAGAGCUCCCACCGACACCACCCUCACCUCAAUCGGGCAUGAUACCAAUACAAGCAAUGCCCUCGCCCAAGCCAUCGACACAGCCUCCAUCCUCACGGUCAUCUUUAGACAGGGUGCCUCGGGGCAUGUCACGUUCUAGAUCCCACAGGUCGCCAAGGAUGGCGAAACCACCACCAGCUCACAUGCGGUCUCAUUCUCAAACGACCCCUUCUCCGAGUGUGAGGUCGGGUUACUUUGGUCAUCAACCAUCCGCCUCCGACGCAUCUGGUGGGUCAGCCUGGUAUCAGCCCAGCAUGACGCCCUCGUCGAUUGCUAUCAGCAGGGCGCUCAGCCGGCGGACGGCGUCUUCUCACUUUAUGGACAGCGCCGAGAAGAUCUAUGGUGAUAUUCUCACAAGUCCGUUGGAGAAGGAUCCGCUGGAAGCGCCAUAUCAGCCGGCCCCUGAGCCGCCGGUAAAUACACUUCCCAAAUCCUCGUCAGAGGUGAAACGGGAGGAUGUAGGGUGGCCUUUGCCGGCGAAGGAGGCAUGGUUAUGA